UGAUGAGAUCAUAGAACCCCCUGAAGUAUUAGAGUAUCAAGAAGAAAGAUGAAGAAAUUGUCUGGGAUGAUACAAUACUGAAUACUAAUCGGUGGAGAUCCACUGGGGGAAAAAUACAAUGAAACUGAGAAGUUAUUUGAGUCACAUACUAUUGUUGACAUCACAACAGUUCCUGUUUUCAUGCUCUGGACAAAUAAAGACACCAGAAACUCUAGGUGAAGCCAAUACUCACCUCUCUGUCUUUCCACCUAGUCCUCUAAGCUUUAUGCUGCCACCAUUUGGAGCCACUAUAUAAUUGAUUAUUUGAUUUAUUAUAAAAGUCAUUUGACGAAAUACUUCCUUACCACAAUUAUAUAACAAAAUUCUACGUAAUAAGAGAGACUUAUGAGGUUACAGAACCCAUAAACCUCUUUGUAGUUAGUGUUUCUUUUUUUGGUGGGUGUAUUACUAGCAAACUUUUUUUGUGACCUGUUGCUUAGCAACUGGCAUCUAUGGAAAGUGUUUGCACUCUAGUAAGACAUUCUAGUUAGAGAUCUCGGUGGUCAUAUGCCCUUUGCCACAAAAGGAAAUUAAUUUUUAAUCAUGCAAAGAACUUGAAAAGCUGCCACUGAGAAGGGGCCAUCUGUGGCUAUGGCAGACUUUUUUUUCCUGGCUCCAGAAAUAGUAUUGCCCUUUAGGCCACUGUCUUCUGAACAGUUCAACAAGAUUAGAAGUGCUGCUGAAAAAUCCUGGAAGAAUGAAACUCAAUGGUCGGAGAGGUGUCCAACAACAUACGGAGCCCAUUACCGGAGCAAAAAAGUGGAUGAGCCCCCACGUAUUCACCCAUUCAAUGAAACCAGACUCAACAACCCUCAUCCACACGAAUUGUUUCUAGUGAACAAAAUCCAUUAUCUUCCUGGAUAUUACAAUUCUAAAGCACGAGAGCCUGAAAGAAAAAAAGCUCCCACUCCUGAUAUUACGAGUUACUUUAAAGAUUCACUGAAUGUUAAACGACGAGUGAUGCACCAAGUUGUGACUUCUGAUAUUUGCCUUCCUGCACAUGGGAAAAAUAUCGAUAUGCGAUCAAGAUCGGCAAUAUAUGGUAGCCCGAAAAUUUUAAUUCCAAGGAGGAAUGUUUAUCCAAGACAUGUCCCAAGAUCCUUGGAUUUUUUUUUUCCUGGUCUGUGCCUUUGAUUUUUCUGGUUAUCUUCUCUGAAAAAGGGAAAAAUUUGGGAUCAUUGAAAGCUUGGCACAAGUUCUCAAAGACGAUCCAGCUCUCUCUCUCCUCCUCAAAUUCAAUUCUGGAUACAGUUCAUUAUCUUCUUAUUUUGUAUAUAUGUUCUAAUAUAUUAAUAAACUUUCCAUUGAAUUAUAUGCCAUAAUAUGAACAAAAGGUAAUCUUCAUUCACUUGUUGUUUUCCUAUGUGGAAAGGUAGGCCAAACUCUUGAAUAAUAUGGAAUGUCAUCAUAGAUAUCUAGAAAAUAUGUAAUAUACUCUCUCCAUACAUAUAUAUGUGUGUCCAUAUCAUCUAU
Molecule: messenger RNA, 1512 nt
Organism: Sarcophilus harrisii (Tasmanian devil)
Lineage: Eukaryota; Metazoa; Chordata; Mammalia; Dasyuromorphia; Dasyuridae
Gene: C6H4orf51
Product: chromosome 6 C4orf51 homolog
Exons: 8
Coding region: 631-1173 (180 amino acids)
Source: RefSeq, a predicted model, not a curated record